UUACAAGAUAUUAGGCCAGAGGAAGGUGAGAAAAACAACAAUCAUGUCUAUGCUUCCAGUAUUCUACGACUACAGUCCAGUGUCUGCAUUUUAUCCUGCAAUGCCGAUCAGGAAUAUGCUGACCAGUAUGCUCAACGAUGAGCUGGCGCUUCUACCCCAGGUGACUGUUGCACCCCGUAGAAAUCUACCAGCAAGAUGGAGCCAGUCGUUUCACUUGGAUAAUUACAACCCCGACGAAGUGAAAGUAAACGUUGAAGACGGAUGUGUCAGAAUUCACGCUCGUCAUGUGCGAGGGGAUGAAGAGAACGGCGAAGUCCGCGAGACCAAACGAUGCAUCAAAAUUCCCGAGGGGGUCGAUGCAAGCAAAGUUCACUGUAAGAUGCUGAAUGACCACACCUACCUUGUUGAGGCACCGCUCCUACGCAAUGAAGACGAGGAGGAAAUGGAGGUCCAAGUUGAAAGCGUCCCCGCCAUUACGGACGGCAAGAAAGAAGACAUGCAGCUGGUUGAGAGUUCGAAACCCUACGAGACCAAACUGGACCUGUCGGUGUUCGAGCCUGACCACAUUACCGUCAAACGGCGCGGGAACUUGGUGUCCGUGUCUGCUGACCACUCGCGUGAGGAGGAUGGGGUCAAAGUGUCUCGUUCAUUCAGGAGGGAGUUUACCGUACCUGAGGGUGUGGAUUACAAGCACAUCAAGUGUGUCCGCGAUCCAAAGGGCCAUGUUGCAAUUAUGGCCCCUACGGCUGAUAAGAAGUAAAAGUGGAAUUGGAUGGACACUGCAUAUUUGCCUAUGAAAGUAUUGAUUCCUGAGGAGUGUCAUUUAUUGAUGCUGUAAUCAGUGACGAACUUCACUACCUACAAAUUUGUUACGUCCAUGUUUCUCUUCAUUCAUAAACUUUUGCGUUCUGUACGUUUCAGUUAAAACGUCUACCCAUUUUGUACUCAUUUUCAUAAGAUUGAUCAGUCUCGUCCAUUUGUAUCUAUUUGUACAUGUUUAAUGUUUAGUUAUUAAAUACUGGGACAAUUCAUCAUACUUUUCAAUUACAUGUAUAAUAUUGGUUCAUGUAAAUUGUUAAUAUUUGUAAUUGUCAGAAGUUAAUUUUGUUUCAAAUAAAUCUUGUUACUAAAUUUGA
Messenger RNA from Magallana angulata, 1136 nucleotides. Its product is annotated as alpha-crystallin B chain-like. The coding region runs from base 44 to 760 and encodes 238 amino acids. The transcript has a single exon. Gene Ontology annotation, molecular function: protein folding chaperone. Gene Ontology annotation, biological process: response to heat; protein refolding. The record is from RefSeq and is a predicted model, not a curated record. Lineage: Eukaryota; Metazoa; Mollusca; Bivalvia; Ostreida; Ostreidae.